UUACCAAUUGACACUUCCGCCACGGUACACGUCCGGAGUCCUGAAGUCGUCACGAAUGUGUCGAAAUUUACACCGUCCAAACCUGACUGGAUUAAAAAAAAAAUUUUUUUACUUUGAAUCCUAGCAUGACAUUAUUUAUUUUCUCUCAUAGUUACCCCACCACUUGUUAAAAAUUCCGCCUAAAAGGAAAAAGCGUUCUGGCCCCUCUCUCGGAUUUUCACCAGACGUGUACAAUAACUAUCCAGAGGACCUAGGGGCGGCCCUACACCGGGAGCCAUUUGACUUCAACUCCGAGCCACCUUGGGAUCCUAGCUGAUAGUGGAAGAGUUCCCCCGCCCAGGACUCAUCCAUUUUGUUGCAUAAGCCUAGGACCUGGGGGCUCGAGAGAGAGAGCGAGCAGCAUCACUUCGGACCAGCCAUAUUCUUUAUGCCUGUCGGAUACACAGAACACGGUUGAGAGGAUGAAAGGAAUCUCAGAUGAACCACAGUUUGCAGUGGGCCUUCUAGAAGGAGGCACAUCCCUCUGUGAUGUGAUUGACAAUCACAUUUAUGAACAAACUUUGUCUGAGAAGAAAGCCUUCUUUGUCGCAGACCUAGGAGUCAUAAUGAGACAGCACGUUCGCUGGCGAACACACAUGACCCAAAUUCGUCCCUUCUAUACUGUCAGGUGCAACAGCAACCCAGGUGUAAUCGAAGUGCUGGCGGCACUUGGCACUGGCUUCAUAUGUAACAACAAGACUGAACUUGAGCUGGUGCAAAGCCACGGUAUUACAUCAGAAGACAUCAUCUACAGUGGAGUUUGUAAACAGGUGUCCCAAAUUAAAUACGCUGCAAAGAAUGGCAUAGACCUCAUGAUGUGCGAUAAUGAGGCAGAGCUGCGCAAGAUUUCACGUUCCCAUCCAAAUGCCAAGUUACUGCUUCAAGUGUCAACAGGAGCAUCAAGCCAGCACAAUGAGUUGAGCAUGUCAUUUGGUUGUUCCCUCAAAGACUGUCGACAUCUUCUGGAGAGUGCAAAGGAUCUGGGUGUACAGGUGGUCGGGGUCAGAUCCCUAAUCCCCCGCAAGUGCAAGGAUGACAAAGUUUAUACUAAUGCUAUCACUGAUGCUCGUUGUGUUUUUGAUAUGGCGAAGGAAAUUGGUUUUAAAAUGAAAAUCUUGGACAUUGGAGGCGGCUUUGGUGGUUCAGGCACCCAGCUGGAAUUGAUCAAGAAAGCAGUCAUGCCUAUGGUGGACCGUUACUUCCCCCCUUCUACUGGAGUUACCAUCAUUGCUGAGCCUGGCAGCUACUUCGUGUCCUCUGCUUUCACUUUGGUCGCCAACAUCAUUUCCAAAAAGGUGGUGACGCGGGACUGCCAAGAUCAAGUACAUGAUGAUCCGUCUCCCAAUGAUGAGCCUGAGUUCCACUACUACAUGAAUGAAGGAGUGUAUGGAUCAUUUGCUUGCAAACUCACUGAAACCGACAUCACUGCUCCAACUGUUCACAAGAACAUUAGUGCUGAUGCUCCAGUGUACAGCAGCAGCCUGUGGGGUCCCACUGGUGAUGAUCUGGACCAGGUGAUGGAUCACUGCCUGCUGCCUGAGCUCAACAUUGGAGACUGGCUCUUGUUCAGCCACGCAGGAGCCUACUGUCUGGGCCAGCCUCUUUGCAUCUCUGACUCCUCCACACCAACUGUAGUCUAUGUGGUCUCCUCCAGAGACUGGUAUGAGAUGCAGGACACAGGUGUCACCCAGGAGGCAACACUGAAGAGCUUGUCAUUGGUCCCCUAUUUCUUCAAUGCCUGCCAAACAGAAGCUGCACUCUCUAUCCCGGCUUAGCAGGCCCCAGUUGCUCUGCUGCUUCUUCCCCCCAAGAUAAAUUUGGCCAUUGCUGGGUGCACUUCUCAAUCAUCAGUGCCCUGGGCUUUAUGUAAUUACAACAGAAAGUAGUCUGUGAUGCAACAACAUGGAUGAGUCUCUUACUAUACCGCUUUUUAUGCUCAGUAAUGAUAAAAUAUCAAUUAAAAAAAAAGGAUUUGCCUGAUAGUGUUGUAAAGUGAGUCUUGUAAGCAAUGUAUUUAAACCAUACCUACAGUUUGUUUUUAUUUAUGAAUUUAAUUGGUUGUACGGUAAACUUUGUUUUAAAGAGAACUUCUUGACUUUUCACUUAAAAGUAUCGAAGUUCGUACAUGAAGCUGUAUUAGUCAUGAGUUUGAUGCUGUAAAUCAGUACACUGUUUUGCCGAAACACGAGUGCGAUAGUGCAAUAUUCUCUUCUGCCAUUUGCCGCCUCGCAGAACACUGAAGCGCUGAUGUGUCACUUAGAAAAGCAGGUCUAUUGUUAGCAUGCGCUGUAGAUGAAACAAAGUGUUUAUGGUAAAUCUGUUAGUAUGGAAUAGUUUAUUUAUAAUACCAGGAACCUCACUUUGUUUUCAGUGUUUUGGCCUAAAUGUAUAAGUGUAAGUUAAUUAGAAUGUGUAGUUGCAGUGUUUGUCUCCCCGUCUGUCUUAAGCCUGUUUAUAGCUUGUUUCCAUGCUUGAUGCUUACAGAUGAAAUAAUAAAAACGUAAUUGACCAGA
Nerophis lumbriciformis (worm pipefish) is the source of this 2552-nucleotide messenger RNA. RefSeq names its product antizyme inhibitor 1-like. The record is from RefSeq and is a predicted model, not a curated record. Gene Ontology annotation, cellular component: cytoplasm. Gene Ontology annotation, biological process: negative regulation of protein catabolic process; positive regulation of polyamine transmembrane transport. Gene Ontology annotation, molecular function: ornithine decarboxylase activator activity; ornithine decarboxylase activity. NCBI's taxonomy places the organism in Eukaryota, Metazoa, Chordata, Actinopteri, Syngnathiformes, Syngnathidae.